AACUUUUUUAAAGCCAUGUUGUUCAAAUUGCUGAUUGUUUUACACAGUUGCGUGUUACUGGCCGCCAGUACAAAAGAAUGUAAAUCUGGUCAGAACUGUGAGUUAAGAUGUUGUACCAUACCUGCGGGUGAUGUGCUCUGUCGUGAGAGAUGUUUGGGGUUAUCAUGUGAACUUGAUGUACAUUGUGAUGGCGACUGCUGUGUAAACUCAACAUGUAGCAGUUGUCUUUUGAAAAGGUUUGUAAAUGUUUGGCUGUUAAUAGAUUUCGAGCAGGAAGACAAUAGUCACAAUAUCUCUGAUAAUAAUAUUAGUUCUGGUCAGAAUAGAAUUUUUUCUGACGAGAAUAUCAAUCAGGUCUGAUCAGGGGUUUCACGUAUAAUGAUAAUUUAGAUUAUUUUACUUUUGGUAUACAGUAUUUUCCCCUUAGGGGCAUAAAUAUCCCAUAUUUACCUAAGAUUAAGUAAUUAAGUAUGAUUAAGCCGGUUUUCACUAGCGAAUUAUUUGGUGCGAAGCGACUCAAUUUGCUUUUGUCCUUGAGCUUUCAGCUGGAACCAUUUGGAACUAUAAUUAGUUUUGGACAAAAGAAUGAAGUCGAUUCGAGCGAAAGAAAUCACUACUGGAAUAUGGGUACACUGGUAUAUUGAGUCAGUAUUAUCGAGUAUAUUGGUAUUCUGAUAACCCCUGCCAUACAUGAGAGAUGAAUAUAUAUACAGAAUAUUAAAUACCAGAGAUUAAAUACUAAAGAAAAAAUAUUCCGUUACCCCAUCCCCUUAUAUAUAUAUAUAUAUCUUUGAAAAGCAAUUUCAAGGACAUGUCCUGUCAAUAACAGUCACACAAAUAUAUCAAAUUCCAUUGUAGCAGGACCAUUGGACUUCCCUAAAGCCUGGUUCACAUAUAUGCCUGCGACGUGCUUGCGACGUACCGGCGACGAUACCGGUGAUAGCUUAAAACGUAAAUUAUGUGAAUAUUUGUUCGCCGAUUGCCUCCAGUGCUACAGUUACAUCGGCGGUAGGCCGGGAAAGUUGACUUGAGUUCAACUUUGCCGGUAUUUCGGCGGCAAGUAGAGGCAUAAUGUUACAGUCGCAGGCAUACCGCAGGCAUAUGUGAACCAGGCUUAAGCCACUGAUAACAAUCGGAAUCUUCAAAGAAGGCAUUUUCUUUAUACGAGAGAGUGCACAAAUCACGUUGUUGAUUUCACAUACGAGUCACUAUAUAAAAGGUUUACAUAAAGUAGUGCAUCGUGACGAACAAGCGCAGUUUCAUAUCCUCCCAUCCAGUGAUCCCAUCCCUUUGCGCGGCCUAUAAUGACGCGCUAUUUCAUGUAAACCUUUUAUAUAGUGACUCGUAUUUGAGAGUACGUGAGAGUACACAACGUUUUGCCUAUAUUUUGCACAUUUUGGCCAUUAUUCCAAAGAUUAUUAUGGUUAGUUCAUUGUAGGCCAAAAGUCCUGGGGUCGGUUGUAUAAAACUCUUUUUUAAAUCAUUAUUUUGUAGUUAAAUAGUGAUUAACUCUCAAAUAGGCGCUUCUUAUUGGAUGACGUUUGCACUUAACCAUGAACUUUAAUCACUUUUUUAUACAACCGGCCCCUGGUUCCAGAAUUGCAGCUUAGCUGUUAACAACACAUGUGUCGUAUGAUAGGCGAGUAAACAAGUCUUCAGGCUUAAACUUUUACAGGCAACGUUUGCCUAGUACUAAAGGCUGUACAUUAUCCAGUAUAAGUAAAGUUCUCGAGUAAUUAUUCAUAUAAUAACCGUUCUAUAGGCUUUCUUUGACGGGUUCGAGCCGUGUUCACAAUUCAGUUCAACCCACGUCGAAUAAGCGUUCAACUACAAACUUCGUAACUGCAGAUGAACCAAGACUUCCGACAGAAGCGAAGACGACGAAUAGAGAAGAUCGAGUCAAGGUGACAAGAAACACUUCACCCACUCGUUUACAUCCAUCAGGCUGUUUGACUGUCCAAUGUCUCAGUGAAUGCUGUAUUGAUGGACACUGUGUUGACAGUUCUCAAUGUGUGCCCGUCAAAGCUGCCCGCGGGGGUAGGGGUGGGGCACCAGGAAGAGGCGGAACCGGAGGGAGAGGGGGAGCGAGAGGGAGAGGGGGAGCGAUAGGGGGCGGUGGUGGUAAUUCUGGAAGUGGGUUAGGACGAGGGGGCCGCCCACUUAAAGCCUGGGAGAUCGCUCUUAUUGUUGGUGUUUCGGUGAUAAUCGUCAUUUUCAUGGUAAGCAUUUUUUGUUGCGCAAUUUUCGGUCCCUGCUGGUAAUCGUAACUAAACGAAAUAUGAUCUAAAGGACACUGUAAGGGUCAUGCUUGGUUUUAGUACGUUAUAACUAAUUUGCUAAAGUUGAAGUGCGCAGUGAUAAACAGUAAAAAUGUGCCAUGAUAACACAUAAUGGUGUAACCUGUGAACAGGCUCUUGGUGUAGCUGUCGAGUUGUUGUCAGGCCUAGGGUUGUUGCUGUUAUUGCACGUUCGUAAUUUUAAUUUGUUUUAACAUAUUAAAUAAUUAUUUAGGAUUCAAUGUAAUAAUAUAAUGUAGUAAUUUAUAUGUUGUAAUUUUGUCACUGAAAAGCCCCUUCAGGGGUGUGUCAAUAUUCAAUACACGAUUUUGAAAUUGUUGUUUAUAUUUCAUAAUGUAAAUAAAUUCGCGAGAGUUGUCUAAAAAUUCCUGGUAGUCUGCAUCUUCACCCUUUCCGGCUCGAGGUUGUUUUCUGCUAUUGAGUAAGUGAGUCACACAGACAUUCUAAUCGACAUAUGUAGCUAGAUAUUAUAUUUUAAACUUUUUUUUUUGGA
Messenger RNA from Paramuricea clavata, 2790 nucleotides. Lineage: Eukaryota; Metazoa; Cnidaria; Anthozoa; Malacalcyonacea; Plexauridae. The record is from the annotation of a GenBank genome assembly.